Messenger RNA from Symbiodinium natans, 963 nucleotides. The record is from the annotation of a GenBank genome assembly. Lineage: Eukaryota; Dinophyceae; Suessiales; Symbiodiniaceae.
AUGGAUGUGCCUGGCGGACCUGACAUGACUGCCUGGGACCAAGCUCGGUGGAACAACAUGACGGAGACCCAAACUGCAUGGCUGCUGGCCACAACCUCCACGAUAGCCUUGCUCGUCAUGUUGCUCUUUAUGUGUGGGCCUGUCUUGUGCAAAGCAUUCUGGAGCGUCCUGAAGGUCUUUUGGCUUCGAUGCUUGGCCUGUUGCAGCCGCCGUCCUGGCUGCUGUAACAGAAAAGCCACAAAGGAGGAAGCCCGACCAGUUCCCUUGGGGCCUGACCAACAUCUAGGAUGGACAGCCCCUAUGAUGGAAAAACUGGAAAGCCUGUACAAGUACAUUGGCAGCCUUUGGUCAGAGCUCAAGAAAGGCAAUGAACAAAGUUUCAAACAGAUGGAUGAUGUACUCAAAAACUUGGCUGACAUGAUGAAGACGCAGCAUGUGACGAUCCAGGGGGUCAAGCAGGUGCUGGAUGGCCUCGCUGCACCGCCGAAGCUUGAGGACAUCAUGAAAGGUGUGCAGCAAGCCAUAGUUGGGAUGCCCCUACCUGCCAACCUCAAGACCUACCUGGACAAGAUGCAAGCUGGCCUGACCCAAGAGGCCAAGGAAAACCAUGGUCACAUCAAUGAAGGGGUCAAAAACUGCUGCAGCCUGCUUCGCUCGGCCAAGCAAACACGGGAGUACAUCCAGCAGACCAUCGAUGGGCAAGUCCAGACCCUGGAUGAGCUUAACCAGAAGCUGGAUGGCCAUUCGCAUGUCCUUCGCAAACUGGAGAACGACAUGGGGCACUACAACAACGAGCAGGAGGUGAUCCUGGGCACAACUGGGGACAGGCAGGACAGAUGGUGCGACCGAUUCAACUUGCCCAACCACUACAUGGGCAACCAGUGGCACGAGGAAGUGGCGAAAUCUUGCGAGUCGUGCUUGAGCCGGGAGGCAACUGAUGGCCUAGUUCGGAUGGUUGAAUGA